AUGGAAGCAUUUGCACCACUUCCAGUAGAUUUAUUUGCUGAUACAAACAACAUCUUGGACGAUGAUCCCUCCACCUACUUUUCCUUGUCCCAGUUUGAUUUGGAAUUACAGCAACAAGCUCAAGCUGCUUUGCUUCAGCAAGACUCUUGGCAAGAUUUCGAUAAAUAUUUGCCUAUUGAUAAUCAAUUGUUCUUGAAUAGCAGCACUGCCAGAAAUGAGCAAGCACAGCCUAUAUUCAACCAAAGCGCUGUGUCCAAUGCCAACAAUCAUCAAUUGCAAGACCCCUCUCUCUUCUAUGAACCAUUGACUGGCAUAUUACCUCCUCAAUCCACCAAACCACCAGCAUAUGAUAACAGUCAACAGUGGGACAACUCGGUCAAUAUCAAGCUGGAAUACGCUAGCCCAGAAUCAUUGCCUUACUCUCCUCCUUCCUCCAAUCUGCCAUCACAACAAAUCUCGGUAGCAACAAGCACAGCAAAUGCCAGUGCUACUGCUACUACUGCUGCUGCUGCUGCUACUGCAACAACGACAGAUAUGCCUGUGUUUCAAAAUCAAGCGACGCCAUCCUCCACUGCCUCUCCCAUGACAGAUAACAAAGAAUCGCCCAAGAGCUCAACUCUCACAACACCUGCUAUUGAUUUCAUGAGUUGGUCUUCACCGUCCACCAAUACUCCAUUGGAUUCUUCUCAAGCUAAAGUCCCCAUUCAACGUUUAAAGUCCAAUAGCAUCAUCAACAAUGCUGUAAAUGCUGCUCUCAACAACACACAGCCUCCUGCUGGACGUCAGCACAAGAAAACUGCUCACAAUGCCAUUGAACGUCGUUACCGUAACAAUAUCAAUGACCGUAUUGCAGAACUCAAGAAUGCUGUGCCUGCCUUGUUGUAUGCCAAAGUCAAAGAUAAUCGCACUGCGGGGGCUGGCAGCAAGCGACGCAAUGGCGAAGAUGAUGACGAUGAAGGCGAAGAUGGCGAAGAAUUCCUCGACGGUGUAGCCGUUGCUACCAAGCUGAAUAAAGCAACCAUCCUUAGAAAAGCAACCGAGUACAUCAAUCAUCUCAAGAAGCAAGGCGAUGAUGUGCGCCGUGAAAACCAAGCACUUCAACACAUUUUGACCCAGCUUCCCGGUGGCCAAGACAUCCUGCAACGCUACCAUUUGCAAAAGCAGCAGCGCGAGAAGGAGAUCCAACAGCAACAGCUGAUGGAACGUGAAGCUCAAAAGCAACAAGACCAACAACGCAAAGCUGCCAACAGAAAGAGAGCUCGAUUCAACAAUGCUCAACAACAGCGACAACAGCAACAGAUGCAGCAUCACCAUGAAGCUUCUGAUGAAUACGAAUCUUCCUCCAGCUCUCCCGGCUCAAUGGAUCCAGUGACGCCACCUGCAAUGACAAACCGAGUAUUCAUGGCCUUGUUCAUGUGCAUCACCUUCUUUUCAACCUCACCUUUGACAACUGGUCCUAGCUCCUCUGAACAAUACCAGAACCAUCAUCACACUUCAAGAGCAAACGUUGCUGGCGCUGGUGCUGAUGAUACAGUCUCUCAAACCUUGGGUAACGCCAAUGCCUCUCCUGAAUCCUUCCUUGGCUCCUUGUUCAAGUUUGAUGACACUUGGUCUUCGUUACGUACUAUUGUCUUUAUUGUAUGCAUCGUUCAACUCUUCUUCCCUUACAUCAAGUCCAUGUUGAUCGGUUCAUCCCUCAAAUUGAAGCGUGUCAACAAAUCCAGACGCAACAUCGCCGCUUCUUCCCGCAGAGACAUUAUCAAUAACACAGUGACGCCUGGUGAACUUAAAUGCAAGCAGAUUUAUGCAAUUCUGGACAAAUCCAUCCGUUCUAGUCAACAAGCUGGAGACGAAGAUGUGCCUACUAGCACACUGUCAACGAUUCUCCCUCUUAUGAAGGAAUCCGCUCGUAUCUUUUCUCAUCAUGUGCUUGGCUAUGAUAUCAUGUAUGGCGAUAACGAAGAUAGCACUCCUGAAGAAGAAUGGGGCCAAGUCUGCAAAUGGAUCAAGCUAAAUGAGACAAAGCUCGUCGGAGGUGCUGCCUAUACAUCUCGCUUAUCCAUGCUAUAUUCGUGUUUCCGUAUGAUCAACUUGGUCGACGCUCUUGACGAAGACAGACAUGAUCAUGUCAAUCAAACACAUGCCCGUGCUUAUGCUACUGCUGCUAUGCAAAUGGCGCUCAUUAUCCCUAAGCGUUCUGUUGCAGAGAAGCUGUCAAAUUACUUUUGGUUGCAAGCUGUCAGCAAUACCAAGAUGCACAUGGACCAAGAUCAAGAUGGCGAACACACUGCCGAAGAAAGCAGCUUGUGGAUGCAAUCACUCGCUUGGAUGGACCCCUAUCAAGAACAUGACUGUAUCCAAGAUAUGCGCAAGACUCGUGCUUGGUCUGAAACCAUGGACAUCAUUGCCAAUCAAACCUUGCUCGCCAGUGAUGGGUCUACAUCUUCAGAUGCUCGCCUCAGUAUAUCUUACACUGCUCCAGUCGUUGUCCCUGUUGCCAUUUUGUCUACGCUUCAUUUAUUGGACAGCCUUCGUAUUCAAUAUGAUCGAUUAAUCAGUACUAUUGCCUCUUGGGAUGACUCGUUUGAUGAAAGUCUUGAAACUGCCUUCCUUGAUAUCAUGUUACUCACUGAACCCAGUACAUCACUGAAGCAAAACGAUGAUGAAGGCGCUGUUGUCUCUACCACAAACGAUCAACAGCGACUGGCUCACUGGCUUGCUGCUGUAGGUGCUACUGUUGAAGCAUUAUGGAAGAACAAUGUUGAUCAAGCAGAAAAAUGGGUACCUACUUUGAUCCAGCGUGUCCCUCGUUCCAUGACUUGCAAGGCUUCCAAUGUCUCUCAAAAGGCUCUCCUCAACCAGUUGGAUGAAUUAAUCAAAAAGGCCAUGAUUCAUGUUCUUGUGGGCGCCAUCUUACUCAAAGGCUCAGAUGCUGAGAAACAAAAGCAAGGUCUCAUUGAACUCGAAAACGCCCAAGUAUUGCGCAUUGCUAUCCGCAAACUGCAAAGCAAGAUCAAGUUGAAUACCAAGCUGGACGUGGAAGACGAAUGUGAUUUAGAGUCUACUGUCAUGGCGUUGGCUGAAUUUGUUGUUUCUUUCAUUGGUCUCGAAUCCUGGAUUAGUGCUAUGAAGCUGGAGGUUUCUACAGAGAAGGAAAUUUUGAUAGAUGAAGAAGUGCGCGAGAAUACGUUGAAUUUGCGUCGUAUGGUUCGUCUGCCUUCUUUACAACAGACUGUCAGUGACAAUCAAUCUAUUGUGGAUCGCUUGAGUCGUCUCGGUCGUUUCAUUGCUCAUCAUCCCGGAGAUGCUGACUCUGCCUGUGAUUUAUCUGAUGAAGAUGCUGACGAUGACAAUGACGAUUGUAAUAGCACACUCAAUGGUCAAGAUCAAGAGGAGGCAUCCAGCGAUGACAAACAUACCUAUUCUUUCAUGGUCAAGAGAUCUGACAAGGCCCAAUCGAUCUUGCGUGGAUUAGCAUGA
Mucor velutinosus is the source of this 3480-nucleotide messenger RNA. RefSeq lists its product as uncharacterized. The record is from RefSeq and is a predicted model, not a curated record. The transcript is spliced from 3 exons. Lineage: Eukaryota; Fungi; Mucoromycota; Mucoromycetes; Mucorales; Mucoraceae. Gene Ontology annotation, molecular function: protein dimerization activity. Bases 1 to 3480 code for a protein of 1159 amino acids.